AAGAUAAGCUGUUUAAACCAACUAUUCGACAAAAGAUUUGCUAAUUAUGUUUACCAAAUCUCUCAUUCGGUAGAUACAUGAUAAUAACCCUUUAUGUCUAUCAUGGGAUUUUAUCAUCAUUUUUAAAUCAACUCGCAGUCUAGUUCUCGCAGAAACCAGUGUGGUUCAAACAAUUCGAACGGAAAGACGGAAACAUACUCACCGGUAGUGCCAAAAUAGGAAUCAAAAACAAACACAAAGCAGGUGAAAUAAACGAUAACGAAAGUAAACCAAGUCAAUUAUCUCAACAAUUCUCCUAAGAAGGCGACGAUUCCUUAUGCAAUUAGAGAAAACCACAUUUUGCAUAAUUGCCAAACACCUAUAAAUAUAUAAUGGAAGUUGCAAAAAACGGAAAAACGGUCAAAAUAGACUCGCCCCCAAAACGGCGACGCCUCCGAGUCGGGGAUCCUGAUUUUGCGCCCCCUGAUGGGGGUUGGGGGUGGCUCAUUGUGUUUGCUUGCGGAUUCAGUAACUUGAGCACUUUUCCCAUGUUUCAACAAUUUGGUCUCGUCUUUCGUCAAAAAUUCAACGAUUUGGGGAUCACAAAUCCGCAAACUACGACUGUUAUUAAUCUAAAUUCAGCGUUUAAUUCGUGUGUGGGAUUGUUGAAUGGUCCAAUUUAUCGGAAAUUUACAUAUAGACAGGUCGCAAUGUUUGGCUCACUUUUAGUAGCCUCCUCACUGUUUAUCUCCACUUUGUGUCAAUCAUUUUGGACUUAUUUAAUUUUCUACGCUAUGUGUUAUGGUACCGGAAUUGGAGUCACACAAGCCGCUAAUGCUUUAGCUUUGAAUACUUAUUUCAAAAAUCGGAGAAGAAUUGCAACUGGUCUCUCGUGGAGUACUACAGCUCUAGGGCCUAUAGUCUGGCCUUACAUUAUUACAGCCCUUUUGGAAAUUUACGGAACGGAAGGGACACUCUUGAUUUUUGCAUCUUUUGCCCUUCAUGCAUUUUUGUGUUCAUUGCUUCUGCAACCAGUCGAAUGGCAUACCAAAUUCCGAGAAGUCGAAAAUGGUAUUCCAGAAGCAAAACCCUUCCUAGAAGAAGGCAAAUUGACCAAAUCUUCAAAAUCGCGAAGUCUUCUCUCAAGUCAAUAUCUUUACAAUGAAGAUGAUCCACAUGCCACUGGUUACGAAAUUAUAGAUCCUGGUACACCCAUGAUGGUCAAAGCAAAUGAUGGGUGGUAUUCCCAAAAUCGGUCACUGGCGGGUUCUAGACUUUCUCUAGCUUCGAAUAAAACCAACAAAACGCAUUCGAGGUUACCAUCGGGACAAAAUUCAGUUGCUAUGUCAAAACGACCAUCUUAUAAUAAUUUAUCAAAAGCCGGGUCUAAAAGAAACUCUUCGUUAAAUUUAAACCAAGAAGGUAAAGAACGGAAACGCAAAAUUUCACAAUCGAAAGCUGCAAUUCAAGAAGAAGAAGAACAACAACACGAAAACAAUACACUUCUCGUGUCUGAAUAUCACGAAAAAGACGUCCUUAAAACCGCUGCUAAAAAAUUAGAAGAAUACAAACAGGAACACGACGAAGAAGAAGACAAACCACCAGAAAAAAUUUCAUUCUUUCGAAAAAUCGCAAUUUUUUUCGAUUUCGACCUCUUCAAAGACCCUAUCUAUGUCAAUCUCAUGUUGGGCAUCACAAUUGCCAACUUUGUCGAAAUAAAUUUCUCGAUAAUCACACCAAUGGUACUCGAAGAAUUCCAUUUUGGUAAAUACCAAAUCGCUACUUUUAUGUCACUAUUAGGCGCCACCGACAUUCUUGUCAGAUUUUUCGUCCCAUUUAUAGCCGAACUAAUAGGAUGGGAAAACAAAACUUUCUUUCUUGUUGGCGUCCUAAGCAUGGCCUUGGGACGAAUAAUUCUGGUCCACACACAAACCUACAUUUUUGGUUUAGUAGUCGCUGUUAUUAUAGGUGCCGGCAAAGGCCUUCGAACAAUUUUCAUGGCCUUGGUAAUACCAACUCAUGUGCCUUUAGAACGCCUUCCGGCCGCUUCCGGUCUCCAAUUGGCCACUAGUGGCCUACUUUUUCUCGUCAUGGGGCCUGUAGUAGGCUGGAUUAGAGAUACGGUAAAAAAUUACGUCAUUACGUUACACAUCCUCAAUUUAAUGACAUACACGACCGCAAUAGCGUGGACGAUUGAAAGUUACAUCAGUAAACGAAAAAAAGCCAAAAAUGAAACCAAAAUAUGAAAAAAUGUGAUUGAUACCUGAAGGCUGUUUUAUGUGUCCAAGUACUUAACAUUUAUAGAUGUUCCAGAAUUAUUACUUUUAUACGUUAAUGUAUAUUUUGUUUGUUUUUAAUAAAAUUAUCUA
Messenger RNA from Tribolium madens (black flour beetle), 2348 nucleotides. RefSeq lists its product as uncharacterized. Gene Ontology annotation, molecular function: monocarboxylic acid transmembrane transporter activity. The transcript is spliced from 6 exons. The coding region runs from base 372 to 2225 and encodes 617 amino acids. The record is from RefSeq and is a predicted model, not a curated record. Lineage: Eukaryota; Metazoa; Arthropoda; Insecta; Coleoptera; Tenebrionidae. Gene Ontology annotation, biological process: monocarboxylic acid transport; transmembrane transport.